Colletotrichum lupini is the source of this 3132-nucleotide messenger RNA. RefSeq lists its product as uncharacterized. Gene Ontology annotation, biological process: triglyceride catabolic process. Bases 1 to 3132 code for a protein of 1043 amino acids. Gene Ontology annotation, molecular function: sterol ester esterase activity; triacylglycerol lipase activity. Lineage: Eukaryota; Fungi; Ascomycota; Sordariomycetes; Glomerellales; Glomerellaceae. Gene Ontology annotation, cellular component: cytosol. The transcript has 8 exons. The record is from RefSeq and is a predicted model, not a curated record.
AUGCCUACUGCCGUGCUGGCGUUAUCCACGAUGCCGGAUUGCGUCGGGAAUCCGGUGGCUCGUGACUCGUCAUGUAACCCUUCUGAUUUACAGUACAACCUGACUGAGGGCCCUGCAGGACAGCAAUCUUCAGUGGAGUUGGACAGCGGUUCAGUAGCUGCCAGCAGUGAAACCGGCAAGGGAACAGCGCUAGAAGAGCCAACCGGCGUUGCCGGCGGAGGCCGCAGUUGCCCGCGUGCCCCUCCAAGGUUCUCCGUACUUGCUGCGUACAGGCUAGAGCUCUUGGUAGGUACUCCAUCCUACCCCGUGCGGGUUGACUCGAGCACCCAGGCCAAAUCCACACUGCAGGUGGGUUUGGGCCUCUUCACAUGUCAGCUGCCCUUCCCCCCCAAACCCAAACAAACAGUACUCCGUCCACACUCACUCGACCGCUUUCACAUUGAAACAUGUGCCGCCGGUACCCUGGUCAAGGACCCUCUUUCACGAGCAACGUCGGCCGUUGUUGUCGCUGCUGCUGCCGCUGCUACCGCUCUUCUUCCCAUCGUGGUCUUCUUUGACAGCUCUCGUUCGACUCUCAACUACUCCUCUCCGCCAUAUCCUUCGCGAAACAUAUCGUCAUUCAUUCCAGGCACUCGGCUGCUCAUCAUCUUCGGCUUCUGGCUCCUUGUACCACCACGUACAACCAUUCCCCAAACGUGUACGAUCCCAAACAACCGGAACCUCUCCGGUCUUCUAUUUCGAACCAAGUCCUUCUUCGGGUGGCGGUCCGUGGUGUCGAGCCGUCCGUCGCUGCACCUUUUCGCCCGCCCCCUGGAGCCAUCGCAUUACUCGCGCUGCGCCGUCCCGUCGACGACUUCCAACGCCAUCCAUUGUUACCCCCAGCCACAAACUCGUGGUCUUGCGCUGCUCGCUUGGUCAGCCACGCCUCCGGCUCAUACACCAGUCGCCAUGAUAGACCACGUCCUGGGACGGCCGUCGGUCAAGUCGCGCCGCCUUCAGGUCCUGGCGGUGCUGGCUUUCUGGUCGGCAUAUAUCUUCAGAGGACACCCACACGGCCCUCCCGUCAUCCGCUUCUUCUCCAAGCUCACAACGAAGCGCCUCACAACAUGGCAGACCGUCGUGGUCACCAUGAUCUACCUCUACGCUGCACGACAUUUUAGCACUCUGGUCGGCCUCGCGAGUCCCGAACCCAUGUCCAACAUGUACGAUGCCACCUACUUCCGCGCCACAUGGAUCUUGACUGCUCUUGAUGCUGGUUUUUGGACCGCCAUGAAGAUCCGCGCAAAGUGGCUUCGCGAUCUGGCCAGCAUCGUCUUCUCCGUAUUCUACAUGUUUGCCGCCGAGAAGGCCGACGAAAAGGUGCGCAAGGUGCGCGGCAUGUUGACUGUCGAGCAUCUGCGUGUGUCUUGGGACAAAGGAACGACGCCAUACCUGAAAUUCUUCCAGGGCCUCAUGCGGCCUCGCUUCUCCCGCUGGCCGCCGCGCGCAAUCCGCAUUCCCCGACCCUCUGGCAGCGAUUAUAAGGAGCCUGUGUCGGCUUGGCUCUACUUUGAUGGACCAUUGACGGACCUCGUGCGACACAGCAGAAUCAUCCUGGAUAUACCUGGUGGUGGAUUCGUCGCCAUGGACCCUCGAUGCAACGAUGAUAAGCUAUUUGCAUGGGCGUCCAAGACUGGCAUGCCAGUUCUUAGCUUGGAUUACAAGAAGGCUCCCGAGUUCCCGUACCCCUUCGCCCUGAACGAGUGCUUCGACGUCUACACGACACUUAUUCGAAGCAAGGGACGAUGCAUCGGCAUGUCUGGAAGAGAGACACCCCGAAUUGUGCUUACAGGUGACAGCGCCGGUGGUAACUUGGCCACGGCAACGACUCUCAUGAUUGUCGAGAGAACGUCAGUGCCGAUGCGUCGCUACUCGAGCACAGGAGAUCUGCCAUUACCCGACGGACUGGUCUUGUUCUAUCCAGCACUUGAUAUGAACAUUGGCAACUGGAUGUCAGACGAGCAAAUGUCACUUAUGAAGGAUAGAAGGCUGAGAAGCACGAACCAAUCGAUCAUCAGGCGAAAGAGCAUGCAGUACAACGACCUCGUCGGCACACCUCACCACAGUGAUGACGAGGAGGACUCCAACAAGCAGUCGACAGAGCUGACGGCCAAGGAGGUCCAGAUCGCCUCACAACAAGCGCUCGCUAGUCCCCAUCCCGAGUUUUCGCAUGGCGGUCCACAAAGUAUGUCCAACGCAGGAUCCUCAGCUCCGGAUAUCAAGCGUCAGCAGAGCGCAUCCCAUCACUCGGAACCUCUUCGAACCCGCCUCGCCAUGUCGUCCAUGAUUUCGUACUUCAACGAUCGCGUGCUCACGCCCGAGAUGAUGCGCGCCAUGAUCAUUCUCUAUAUCGGUCCUCACAAUCGACCUGACUUCAGCAAGGACUACCUCCUUUCUCCUGUUCUUACCCCCGACUCCCUCCUUGCGCGCUUCCCUAAGGUCUACUUCCUGACCGGCGAGCGAGACCCUCUGGUCGACGACACCGUCAUCUUCUCAGCACGUCUGCGCAAGGUGAAGGAGUCCAUGUUCGACCAAGCCCAAUCCGAGCGCUCCGACCUUGGCGAUGGACUCGAGCCCAUCUUCAACCCCAAGGACGUUGCCGAGGUGAUGCUGAUCCCCGGCAUCUCCCACGGCUUCCUUCAGUUCCCGACCGUGUACCCCCCAGCAUGGAAGCACUUUGAGAGGUCAGCGGAAUGGAUCACAGAGAUCUUUGCCUCAGCCGACGCCGUACGCGAAAAGGAGAGCCGCGGCCGCAGACGUGUCGGCGGUGGACCCAUCACAAACGGCAACAGCGAGGGACGGCACCAUAACCGCGUCGAGUCGAGCGGGGAUGAGGACAGGCCGCUGGAGAUUAGCAUGACGAGAGCGAACCGCAAGAAUACCCUGACCAAGGAGCCGCAGGUCAUGGACGAGAGCGAGUCCAUUGUACCCGAUGCGAAUGGCAAGAAGAAGAAUGGCCGCGCGAGGGGCGCAAGUAAGAGUGCGGGCGCGAGCGCGAGCCUCGUGAAGCUGAAAAGUACAGAUGACUUAUUGGGAAGGAGAAUGCAAGGUCUUGCUGGGGGCUUGACUGGCGUCGGGAGGGGACAGGAAUGA